This is a messenger RNA of Emiliania huxleyi CCMP1516, 1071 nucleotides long. RefSeq lists its product as hypothetical. Bases 1 to 1071 code for a protein of 356 amino acids. The record is from RefSeq and is a predicted model, not a curated record. Lineage: Eukaryota; Haptophyta; Isochrysidales; Noelaerhabdaceae. The transcript has a single exon.
AUGUCGGCCACGGCCCGAGAGCGAAUCCUGUACUGCAUUGCCGUGUAUGACAACUCGCAGCUCAUCUACACACGCACGAUGCUCGACGGGGCGCGUGACAUGUGCGAGGCGGGGUUUCGGCUGCGCGUUGUGCUUCUCACCGCUCACCCCGAGCUGCUCACGCCCCUCGACGACCUCAAGGCCGCGCUUUCAUGCGCGAACCGGGACGGCGCGCUCGAGCUCGAGCUCGCCGUCCGACCACCCGCCACGAAAAAGGCACUGACGCUCGAGCACCGCAGACUCAUGUGGGACCGGCUCGAUGCCCACGACCUGUUCAUCUAUGCGGAGGACGACAUCGGGCUCACCCUCGCCCACCUCUCUGCGUGGCUCAGCGAGACGCGGCGCCUGGCGACGCGGAGAUAUAUGGUGGGAUUCAUGCGCUACGAGCGCGCUCUCCUCUUUGGGCCCACCCUCAACGGGAGAGGUGGGAUUGCCUACGACGCGGGGAGGCUGCAGCAUGGCGCACGAUCGGAACGGGUGGUGUGGGAGCACGCUCCGGCGUCGCUCCACGUGCUCCGCCUUGGCGGCGAGCUCUACUACCAGCCUGAAACCGUUCACCACGGCAUGUGGAUCGCAAACCGUAAGCAGCUGCUCUCGAUCCAGAGCCGGUGCCACCAACUGAUGACGCGUCCCUGCGACGUCGAAAGAUACAGCAGGGGGCGCGAGCGCCUCUUUGCGGCAGGGGAGCUCUACAGCUGCGGUGCGAGCAGCAUGGUCAUUCCGGUGGAGCGCGCAGCAUCGCACCUGGUGCACCAUUUGCCCGAUAAGAAUUGGUACAGCCGAAGCAGAGGUCGGUGCUUGUGGGCGGAGGAAUCGCUGCUCAGCCACAGCAGGCGCGUCGUUGAGAGGUGCAAAGGGCCGGCGCCAGGCGCGUGCGUCGAGCAGCGCAGGUACCAGCGGCUUGUGCCCGGCCCGAAUCGCACGUUCGAUUGCGCCGCGGCUGGGCUCACCCCCGUGGCCGAGUACACCAACGGAUCGAUGCCCGGCCCGCACGGCAACCCCCCGCGUCCGAGCGCUCGGAGGAGUGGCUGA